CGGGCUCACACAACCGCUCAGAUAUGUCAGAACAGUUUCGACAUCGACAUUUGUACAUGUUCCACAACUUUUGGGAUCAGAAUAAAGACGGUAUUCUGUCGUGGGACGACUUCAAUGCUCUCGCUGAGUAUUACACAAAGGUUCAAAGGAAAGGCAAACUUGAAAAAGAUGUCUACGAGCGCUGGAAGUCUAUCCUCGAAAAAUGGUGGAAUGAACUUACGAGGGACGCUGACUACAACAAGGACACUGUCGUGGAAUUUGACGAAUGGAUCAGAUAUUUCAAGACAAUGGGCGAAACGACAAAAGAAUUCAAAGACUUGCCGGAUUUUUUGCAGAAAUACGCUCAACUUUUGUUUAUGAUCAUGGACGCCAAUAAAGAUGGUCUUUUUUGCAUUAAGGACUAUAAAAAAUAUCUUAAAGGUUUAAAUCUGAGCAUUGACCAUGUCGAAGAGCAAUUCGACUUUAUGCUUGAUGAGGUAGACAAAGCCAAUGAUAGGGCCAUGCCGUUGGAUAGUUUCCGAGCUCGAAUGUACGAAUACUGGACGAAGGACGACACGAACAUCAAGGGCAAAUUUUUGUUCGGCCCUUUCGAGACUGAGGAUCUCACCACGCUCGAGGCGAAGACUAAGAAGAAGUAAAAGGGCAGUUCUACAGGUGCUAACUUAUGUCGACGAUUAGGUAUUUCGGUAGACCUUUAAGGUUUUUCGUACAGAUAAAUCGUUACUGCCUAAUUGAUGGGAGAAAUUACUGAAAUGAUGCCGGUUGAACCGAAAACAGAAAGGAAUAUCGAUAAGAUAUAAUUCGUCACUGACCUGAUCGGUGCCAUUGAAUUACAGAGUAAAUAAGGAACUAGCAAAUAAUAUAUGAACCAAAUUAACAUUAAAUAUAAAAAUAAUUUUGCGAGUCUGAGCAUUUGAUUAAGAAUACGAGCAAAGAGUUCACUACGGGGUGCUAUUUUGUAUCGUUAUAAUAUUCUAAAACGUUACUAUAAUAAAAAUGCCUAACAUUAUCUCUCAAGUGUAUCAGAGCUUAUAAUCCAGAUUUGAAGCGUUAAAAUAGCAAAUUUAACCCUGAUAUAGUUUUCGACCGAUCGCUCUGGGGUAUCAGACUGAAUAAGAUAAUAAUGUCAUACAUGUGUAAUAUAUAUCAUCCAUAAACGUCGAUGCGAUGAACGGUUUCUUAUGGACACUGGCAAUAUGUUAAAACAAUACAGUAUGGCUACCAUGGAUCGAUUAAAUACCAAACAAUGAGAGAUACCUGCUCUGUCGGAGGCAGACGCGUUUUAAUGUUGUCCACGACUAUUUGUUGCGCGUUUGCAAAAAGCUAGUACCGCCGUUCUGCUGGCGCCAUUGGUGUUACUUCGAUCCCAUGUUUAUGUCACAGUUAUUGUCGUCAUUCGCAUUACUGCAUAUGUCAAAAUUCGUUAUAGCAACAUCUAAAACCUGCAGCUAUUUGAAAUAGCUUUACAAACGAAAGGUAGCACGGUGCGAAACGUUUCCCCUCUAAAAAUAAGCCUCCUUUUAGGCACUACACUCAGGCUGCAGGUUGCAAACAAUGGAGUUUCAUUUCAGAUUUAACAUUUUGGUAAUAAACCUAUGUCACUCUUCACAAAUAUAAAAUUAGCUACGCUCACAAUGAAACAAACUGCAACAACUGAUGCGGUGCUGUUCCAGCAGCUCUGACAGAUUGUGCGAAGUUUUUCAAAUAGAAACAAUUAACAACCUAAAAUAGUACGUACUUGAGAUUAUUUACUAUAUAUAUAUAUAUAUAUAAGCUGUUUAAAUAUAAGGC
This is a messenger RNA of Varroa destructor (honeybee mite), 1791 nucleotides long. RefSeq names its product sarcoplasmic calcium-binding proteins I, III, and IV-like. Gene Ontology annotation, molecular function: calcium ion binding. Lineage: Eukaryota; Metazoa; Arthropoda; Arachnida; Mesostigmata; Varroidae. The record is from RefSeq and is a predicted model, not a curated record.